Vitis riparia (riverbank grape) is the source of this 1537-nucleotide messenger RNA. Its product is annotated as stilbene synthase 2-like. Gene Ontology annotation, biological process: polyketide biosynthetic process. The transcript has 2 exons. NCBI's taxonomy places the organism in Eukaryota, Viridiplantae, Streptophyta, Magnoliopsida, Vitales, Vitaceae. Gene Ontology annotation, molecular function: acyltransferase activity, transferring groups other than amino-acyl groups. The coding region runs from base 81 to 1259 and encodes 392 amino acids. The record is from RefSeq and is a predicted model, not a curated record.
UUCUGUGCAGGACUUGUCCGCAUACUCUUCUCUUUUCUUCUAUCUCUUUGAAGCUCUGUGGAGGAUUUUACUAGUCAUCAAUGGCAUCUGUGGAGGACAUUAGAAACGCUCAACGUGCCAAGGGGCCGGCCACCAUUCUAGCCAUUGGCACUGCUACUCCAGACAACUGUGUCUACCAGUCCGAGUACGCUGAUUACUAUUUCCGGGUCACUAAAAGCGAGCACAUGACCGACUUGAAGAAGAAGUUCAACCGCAUAUGUGAGAAAUCAAUGAUCAAAAAGCGAUACAUUCAUUUGACUGAAGAAAUGCUUGAAGAGCACCCAAAUAUGGGUGCUUACAUGGCUCCAUCGCUCAACAUACGCCAAGAAAUUAUCACUGCUGAGGUACCUAAGCUUGGUAAGGAGGCCGCAUUGAAGGCUCUUAAAGAGUGGGGCCAACCUAAGUCCAAGAUCACUCACCUUGUAUUUUGUACAACUUCGGGAGUAGAAAUGCCCGGUGCUGACUAUAAACUAGCCAAUCUUCUAGGCCUCGAAACAUCAGUUAGAAGAGUGAUGUUGUAUCAUCAAGGCUGCUAUGCAGGUGGGACUGUUCUCCGAACUGCUAAGGAUCUCGCAGAGAAUAAUGUAGGAGCACGAGUUCUUGUGGUAUGCUCUGAAAUCACGGUUGUUACUUUUCGUGGGCCUUCUGAAACCCAUUUAGACUCUUUAGUGGGUCAAACCCUUUUUGGUGAUGGGUCAGCAGCUGUAAUUGUUGGAUCAGAUCUAGAUACCUCCAUUGAACGACCACUCUUCCAACUUGUUUCAGCGGCCCAAACAUUCAUUCCUAAUACACAAGGUGCUAUUGCUGGCAACUUACGUGAAGUGGGUCUAACCUUUCAUUUGUGGCCUAAUGUGCCUACUCUGAUUUCUGAGAAUAUAGAGAAGUGCUUGACUCAAGCUUUCGGCCCACUUGGUAUUAGUGAUUGGAACUCCUUGUUUUGGAUCGCUCAUCCAGGUGGCCCGGCCAUUCUGGAUGCAGUCGAAGCAAAACUCAAUUUGGAGAAGAAGAAACUUGAAGCAACAAGACACAUCUUAAGUGAGUACGGUAAUAUGUCAAGUGCAUGUGUGUUGUUUAUUUUGGAUGAGAUGAGAAAGAAAUCACUUAAGGAAGAAAGGACCACCACAGGUGAAGGAUUGGACUGGGGUGUUUUAUUUGGUUUUGGGCCAGGUUUGACCAUUGAAACUGUUGUGCUGCAUAGCGUUGUUGGGGCUACAAAUUGAGUGAAAGGAGACAAUUUCAAAUUAAAUCAAAUAGGAGUUAAUAAAGACAUAUGUCUUUUAUUUGUAACAUCUUUUAUUCUUUAUUAAAAUUGAUGUUUGUGGUUCAAAUUAGAGCUUGUUGGAGGGCUUCAUUAGUAACCUCAAGUUAAAAGGGAUGAGACAUCAAGUUCUUACAGUUUCGUUAUCUAGAUGAAAUUCCCUCAAAAGUUGUAUAAACAUCCACCGUGUUCUUUUAAAGAUUGUUGAGAGUAAUACAAAGAAAAGAAUAAAAUAACAAA